Molecule: messenger RNA, 7990 nt
Organism: Hemiscyllium ocellatum (epaulette shark)
Lineage: Eukaryota; Metazoa; Chordata; Chondrichthyes; Orectolobiformes; Hemiscylliidae
Gene: dnajc5ga
Product: DnaJ (Hsp40) homolog, subfamily C, member 5 gamma a
Exons: 5
Coding region: 217-765 (182 amino acids)
Source: RefSeq, a predicted model, not a curated record
UUGCCCGCCCACAGACCGGGCCCUGGGGUAACGCAGAGUACUUCCGGGUCUUGGAGUAUCCCACCGAUUGCCCGCCCACAGACCGGGCCCUGGGGUAACUCGGAGUAUCUCACUGACUGCCCGUCCACAGACCGGGCCCUGGGGUAACUCGGAGUAUCUCACUGCCUUUGGAGCGAGGCCCGGAGCCGUCGUUUUGUAGCUGAAGCUGCUGUCAGUAUGGCUACACCGCGACUUCAACGUACAAUGUCCCGAACAGGUGAAAGUUUAUACAAAUCACUAGGAUUGGAGAAAGGAGCAACACCAGAGGAGAUUAAAAAAGCAUACCGAAAGCUUGCUCUCAAGUAUCACCCAGACAAAAAUCCAGACAAUCCUGAUGCAUCAGAAAAGUUUAAGGAAAUAAACAAUGCAAAUGCUAUUCUGAAUGAUGAUAAUAAGAAACGCAUCUAUGAUGAGUAUGGUUCAAUGGGACUGUAUGUGGCUGAACAGUUUGGAGAAGAGAGUGUCAAAUACUACUUUUUGAUGAACAAAUGCUGGUUUAAGGCUCUUCUUGUAUGUUGUGGCAUUAUCACUGGAUGCUGUUGUUGCUGUUGCUGUUGCUUCUGUUGUGGAAAAUGCAAACCAUCAGGAGAAAUGGAAGAUUACGAUGUUAUUAAUCCUGAAGACCUAGAGGCACAGAUUAGAGCGGAGCAAGGUGCAGAUGGUGGUGUAAAUAGCCCAAUCGUAAUUCAGCCACAGGCAGAAUCCCCCAAAUCUGGAUCAACUUAGCAGUCUACAGACCAAAUGUCUUUCUACUGAAGCGAUACAUGAAAACAAAGGAUCUGAAAAUUCUUUUUAACCACAGGAUUUUGAAAAUUAAUUUUAAUGAAACAUGUAUGUAAUGUAUAGUUUGCAAUUUCUUUGAAGGAUGCUCACAUAACCAACACACUUGUAAAUUUGUAUUGUAAUGUAUUAUGCAAUCUACAUUUGUGUUAUGUCCAACUACAGAACAACUGAAACAUCUUACAGGAUAUAAUCUAUUUUAACAAAAGGAUGACUUGACUUUUUUUUAUUCCUCCAGCCUUUUUUAAAAACAAGUAUUGCUAUGUAAUAAGUCUUAUCGGACUGAAAUCUUUAUUACUUCAAUCUUCAUUCCAUUGAAACAGAUGUCUGAGUUUGUAAGUGAAUAAAAAUGGUAAGUAAUUUCAAGUUGCACUGAUUUAGGCUUUCAAAUUACUCCAGUAGCUACUGGUAAAACACUACUAAUUUGGAACAAAAAAAGGAUGUUGUACAUGAUAUUGUACAUGUUUUUUUGGACAAAGUACGUUCUUAUUGCGUUUAACACCAAAGCUAAUCCUCUUCUGAAUGUGCAAAAUGGUAACCAAAGCAGAUUUGCUCUGGGAAUAGUAGAUGUCUUGAAUAUUUAAGUUUUAGUGGAUUAGAAAGAAGUUCCUUUAUUGUAUGGAGGAAGUAAAAUAUGUAGGUUAGAACAGGUUUGCAGCUGCAACAUGUUUUUGAUUUGAUCAGCUAAAUGCUUUUUAUUUGAAUGUUGCAAUCUAUUGGAAUUAAUUUAUAUUAAAAUUGUUCCUUCGUCAGGUGAUAAACUUUUGCACAUUCGCUGAAAAGUUGUUCCAUAGAAUCCUUCUUUGGAAAAAUGGCUUUGAUCUAAUAAGAAUGAACUCUGUACAACUGUGCACUUUUGAUUCCUGACAGAAAUUCUGUGCCAAAUAGGGUAUAUACUUUUUUAACUCAGUAGAUGUAGUUAUCAAGACUGUAUGUGGAAAGGUGUAAUCCACUCUCUUUGGAAAUAUUGUUUUGAACUAAAUUGUAGUUGUAAGAUUCACUUCAGUGCUUCAAAACAAAAUAUAAUCUGGCCAAAAAUUUAAAUUUCUUAGCCAUUGACGAUGAGCAAUAUUUAAGUCUGCAGUACAUUUAGCUGUGUACCUAGUGCUGCUAUGUAUUAUCAGAAUUUUAAUUUAUUGGAAGUUUUGAAUAAUUGUUUAUUUGUUCAGGCUAAUGUAUUAUUGCAUUCUCAUUUCUCUCCCUUGUCUUUUUCAAAGUAUAUUGUACAAUUGAAUAUGUAGAUCCAUUUUUGAUUUCCUGACAUUGAAUUUAUCACUCUGUCAAGCAUUUGUCUUAUGAGACAGUGGUGUGGGAUCUUGAUAGUCAAUUCUAUGUUAUUGAAACUGGAGUGCACUCUCUAGGGCACAAGCCUGAGCAAAUUUUAUGGAGGCCCAGGGGUCAGGAACUCCCCUGACUUCCUUGGCUGGGACUAAAGGAAUGUAGAGAGCUACAUUUCACACCACUUGCUGGAAUUGCCAGAAAGAUGAGACUUGGGCACCAAUCCACCUUUGGCCUCGCUCCAGAUUUUUUUUUCUCAGGGUUUACUCUCUUAGCCUUUAUCUCUCCCAAGGUAUGCACAAACCGAUGGAACUAUUUGUCCAUAGCUGGGUGUUUAGUUUAUAAAAUGCAUGAUGUGUCCACACACUGGACCUACAUGCUGCUUUCUGGGGGCCAAAUAUUUUCUGAGGUUUUAACUCAAGGCCAGGCGCUUCCCUUAUUCCACUUGUGUUGCAUAGAUUUGCCAAAUAAAGGCUGUGGACCAACAGAAAGAGAUUAGCACUUUCAGAUCUCCUUUCUGACUUGCUGCUAACCAGCAGUGUAUGUUAAAAGUGAGAAGCACAUUAGCAUACAAAAAGCGAGAAAUAAGUUAGUUCCUCCAUCUGCAUACUAAGCACAUCACGUCAACCUGCUGUACACACCUAUUGACAUUAAAUCAUAGAGUAAUAUUUAAAGUUAUUAAUCACUAACCAGCAACAACGGUUUAAUAAUAUCAUGCAAUUUAACUUUACAAAUACAGGGCUAAUUCAUUUUUGUGUUUAGGGUGUCUUUUUUCUAUCCUUUUUAACAAAUGGUGAAAGUGGAUUUCUCCAAAAUGUUCUGGCAACAGCUGAGUGAGAAAAGUUUUUGUUUUAGCGAACCACUGACUCCAGUAUGAUUUUUCUUUUGAGCUUGUAGUCAUGACCAGUACUUUGUUGCAUGGGCAAAUUUUGCAAAUGUCUUAUGUUUCAAUGGCAACUGCACAUAUUUCUGGAUUCCUGAAUUUUUCUACAGUAGUCAAUGAAAAUAAUAUGUCAUUGGAAAUAAUAGUGAAAUUAGAAAAUAGAUCAUAUCCUGCCUAAUCAAAACUAACAUUUUUUAAAAGGAGGAAUUUGGCUGCUAUGAUGUCAUUGAUAAAUUCCAUUUUUUAAAUAAUUUCAAAUCAAAAUUAACUAAGUCUUUAUGUUGUUUGUAAACUGUGAGUAAACAACAAUACUGUAAAAGAUUUAAAAAUGGAAUCCUGCAAAGCAAGUUUUUGUUCUGGCUCAAAGUAGUCAUUGUGUAUGCCAAGCCUUUUUCCUCCAGGAAUCAUGACAUGCAUAUUUAAUUGAUGAAUGCAACAUAAUUGACAGAAGUGGCCACAUUUUGUUGGUCUAUGUAAUUGUAAAUAUUAGAACCUGUAUGCUACAUUUAUUUGAAAGUCAUUUUACUGUAUAAUUUUACUACUGUGCAUAAAGUUUUCAUACUUGUGUAUUUUCUAAAGUACAUGUUUACAGCUAAUAGUGUAAUGAAAUUUGUUCUGUCAUACACUUUGAGACAGACUGAAUCUGGUAGAGAGAUUUUCAAAGGUGCAGUGUAUUAUAGCAAAAUAUUUUUACUACGCACUUGAAAUUUCUUGAGGUCACUGACUAAUCCAAGUUUCAGAAAAGAGUAUGCCAUAUAUAAAUGUGAACAUAGUGUGAAAACUUUUAUAUAUUUGCAUUUUUCUAAUUUCUGAUCUGUUCCAGAACAUGGGUAGUAUUUCAAUAAGCACAUGCAAGACUCUUAACGAGUCUACUAACCCUCUGAAUAUUUAAAUUAGCAUUGAAUUAGAAUUAUUUGGAAAACCUGUUUGGUUAAGUAAAUACACAAAACUAAAGACAGUAUGUCUGCAUGGGUAUUUGUUUGGCAUUGUUUGGGGCUCAAUACCGCAGAGUUGCAUCAAUGUAUAAUACUGUAUGAAAACAGAAUUAAUUCUUUUAAUGUUGUCAUCUUACAAAUUUAUGUAAAUCACUUUUCCAAAAUGUGUGCUUUUCACGUGAUUGUCAUUACUGUAGAUGGGCAAUGUAUAACACUUUUUGCCCAAUGUUGGUUAUCCUCUAACAUGUCCUAAAAGUUAAAGCUGUUAAUUUGUAAACAGUUUGGAUUUCUCUGAUCACAUGAACGAAGGGUUAAUGUUGAUACCCCUGUAGCAUAAUUUACACGUUAUGCAGUGAUUACACCAGCAGCUUUCUUAGCAAUUACAAAAUUAAUAUUUGUCCAAUUGUAGUGUAUUCGAACAGAAAUCAGUUGUUUUAUGCUGAGAUACAUGUUAUAUCUUAUCUCUUCGUAGUGGAUAAAAUCUACUUUAACAUUUCAGCAAUAUUAAUUACUGCAAUUUCAAGUUUAAGAUGCAAAAUUAAUUUGUAAUGAAGGUCUAAUUUAAUAACCUUACUCUACCUACUUUUUCAAAGCAUAGUUUCUUAAAAGCACGCGACUCUGUGUGGAGUUUGCAUAUUCUCCCGUGUCUGCGUAAAUUUCCUUUGGAUGCUCCAGUCUCCUCCUACAAUCCAAAGAUGUGCAGGUUAGAUGAUUUGGCCAUGCUAAAUUGCCCAUAUUGUUCAGGGGUAUGUAGGUUAGGUGCAUUAGUCAGGGGUAUACGUAGUGGAAUGGAUUUGGGUGGGAUACUCUUUGGAGGGUCAGUGUGGACUAGUUGGGUCAAAGUUCCUGUUCCCACAUUGUAGGGGUUCUAUGAAGAUAGGGUUAGAGUUAUAUGAAAAUUUUGUCUAGCACAGCUGAAUAACAUGGUCAGAAUAUUCAACCAAAUCUAAGUGAAUCUUUGACUGUUUUAAAAUCUGAGAAUACACUUAUGGAUUGUUCCUGUCCUAAAAUUUAGUGUUCAUGCAAAUAAUUGGCAUAAGAAAGUGGUAUAUCAUUUUUAUAAAAUAGAUUUUUAUCCUGCCUAUGCUUGAAACAUCCUUUGGACUGAACAUUUCUUUUGAAACAUUGUUGUAAAAUAUAAGGGGUACAACUGACUUUGAUUGUUGUAUCGCCUAAGAAUUUGCCCUUUAAAAUAUAAUUGAGGGAAAUGCUACUGAGAAAAAUGUUUUUGAUUGAAGUUCUGGUUUGUAUGGAUUAAUCAGUGGAUCAUCUGUAUAGUAUUAGAAAACAAAAACAUAUUAGGGCUGGAAAGCAAAAAACAAGUUAUUAAAACAUGAUUUGAUUUCCUUCAUCUCUUUAAUAUUAAUCAAUCUUUCCUGAAUAUUUGUUUAUAGUUCAAUAUGAAUGCAUGAAUUCUGCAUCUACAUUUGUUUGAAAGUUUUCUGUAAGGAAAAUAUAUGAUCAAGAUUUAACUGAUAAAAUUAAAUUUGGAAACCGGUUUCUAUUUCAUUGUAAGAGGGAUACAGCUCUCAUAUGGUUCUCAUAGCCAUACAUUUAGUGAUUCAUCCACUAGAAAUCCAAAUAGAAUUUUUCUUGGAAAUUUACAACAAAACCUCAACUUAAAACAAAAUGUUGGGGGAAAAAAUGAUUUAAUCCAUGCCAGCAGUACAACGUAACAUCUUGGACUUUGCUUAUUCCCUGAAAGAAAAUUCUGUCUUUUAAGGACACAGCACGGUGGGUCUGUGGUUAGCAUUGCUGCCUCGGUCCCAGCUUCGAUUCCAGCCUCGGGUGACUGUCUGUGUGGAGUUUGCACAUUCUCCUCGUGUCUGCGUGGGUUUCCCCCGGGUGCUCUAGUUUCCUCUCACAGUCCAAAGAUGUGCAAGUCAGGUGAAUUGGCCAUGCUAAAUUGCCCAUAGUGUUAAGUGCAUUAGUCAGAGGGGAGUGGGUCUUCAGAGGGUCAGCGUGGACUUGGGCCAAAGGACCUGUUUCCACACUGUAGGGAAUCUUAAAAAAAAAGUGUGCUCACCACUGGAAAUUAUUAGUAAUUGAUCUGCCAAAAUAAUAAUGACAGGGAAAACGAAGAUUUUUAGUGGAGGAUGUUCCUCCUAAAGGGGGAAAGAAACUCUGCUUGCUUAUCAAAAUUGCCCUCAUCAUUCAUGAGAGAUGAUGGCAAAGUCACACAAGUUAACUGUAGCAGUAAAUGUUAGAUCACCCUCCUAUGCUGCCAUUUAAACAAAAUGAUGAUUGGCAGUUUGAAGAGCAGGAAUAUAUUUUCAUAGUGUAUCUGUGGUUAACGGAUCAGUGUAUACUUUGUAUUAAAACAUGCCCUGUCCUGCAUGGGGGUAUGGAAAUAUUAUAAAAUGUAUACUGUUCAUCUGAGUACAAAUAUAGUUAUCAAAUGAAAAGCCAGGCAAUAUAAAUCCAGUGCUGGAUUCUGUCUCCAAUUCAGGUAGCAGUAAAAUUAGAUCACGUGAAAAAACAUUCAUGCUUUGCCUUAAUGUCAAAUGGAAUGUAACUGCAGUGGAAUUUAAAUAGUUUUUAAGGGUUGGCAUGCUCAACAUUAAAAGUCUACAUCUUGAACCUAUCUCUACAUGAAGAAACAUGUAGACAUAGAACUUGUUUCGUUGUUACAGAUGGAAUUUGAAGCCAGGCUGUCUGACCAAAACGAUUCUGCAGGUAUAUCUGUACCCUAGAAUGAGGCAGGAUCAAAAAAUAAGUUUCCUCUUUCUAGCAAAAUGGCCAAAAAUAAAUCAAGUCAUGAAUUCAUAACUUACUGCCUUUGGAAUUGAAAGUCAGAUCGCAUGCAAUAGUGCUCUCAAUUCAUUUUAUGUAUUUUGUAACUUUAUCAGUCUUCAUGUUUGUCUUCAAAGUUAGUAAUAUCUGAAAUGUUUUUAAAACAAAGCUGGUAUAAUAUAAUCACUGUCUAGUAUUCUCAGACAUUGAUCACAAUUGAAUAAAUAUGUAAACAUUGCUAGAAUUACUAAAAUUACUGGCAGUAGUAAAUUACUUCGUUGCCUUCUAAAGCAUUUAGGGCUAUUUGUUUAGGUAAAACAUUUUUGGCACAGCAUUUCUGGAAUUGCACUAAAUACAGUUUGCUCAGUAAUACAUCUUGUGCUAAUGAUUACUGGAAUUGUUUUUCCUCAAAGCUAUAUAAAAUAUUGUGCAAGUAGUUUUGGAACUUGAUUUCAAAUUUUUAUGCAAAACAAAUUUAGUUGUUGCUUUGAAUCACUAAUGAAAUGCAAGUUUAGUCUGAUGUAGAGUUUUUUGUUCUUGAAAUCCCAGUGUAUAACAGCAUGUGCCAUAUUGUUCUGUUCAUCAAAUUAUAUAUUGUCUACUUCGAAUUUUGCCAAAUAGUUGCAUUUUUGGAAAGUUGAGCUCUUCAUAAAAUUAGAUUAGCUUCAUUUUAGUAAAUUAUGUUAAAAGUCCGAUUUUUAAAAAAAAAACUGUUUUCUAGCUUACUUAAGCUAAAUUCUUUUGGGAACUGUUUCACUUGUACAUAGUAAGUUGUGGUUAAAUCAGCUUGUCAGCCAAGAAGUGAAGCUAUUUAGGAAGAUUGCUGUUUGGGAAAGAAAGUAAAUAACUAAAUUUAUAUAGUGGCAGUAUAUCAUUAUAAUUAUGUUGAUUGUAUCCAACAUAACACCUCAAAUGGUGGGAAAGCUACUCUAGAAGAGGUUAAAUUAUUGAGUUACGGUUUCUGUUCAUUUAAAAAAAUCAUGUAUUUUUAAAAAGAAAACUAAAUCAUGUCACUGAAUGUAGAUAAAGACUGCUGUCUCAUUGUCUAUGUAUACAUCUCCAUCAAAGGGUCUAAGAGAGAUUUAUGUUGCUUCAUUGUUGUAAUGAGCAGUGUUCACUGUCAUGGAAAUUAAGUUGUAUUUAAUAAUCAAAGGGCUUGGGGUGUUUUUCAGCUGCAUAAUUCCGUAUAUAAAGGGAUAGUGAAUUUCAUUUAUUAGGAACUGAGUGACAUUAUAACUUGAAUCUAGACUGGGCUAUGUUUGGAUUUAAUGUGAUCAGAAUAUAUUUUGUACAAUUUUCUCAUGAAUGACUUGUUAAUAAAUAUGGAUUUAUAAGAUGUUGG